This is a messenger RNA of Tympanuchus pallidicinctus (lesser prairie-chicken), 939 nucleotides long. RefSeq names its product receptor associated protein of the synapse (gene RAPSN). Gene Ontology annotation, molecular function: acetylcholine receptor binding; protein-membrane adaptor activity. NCBI's taxonomy places the organism in Eukaryota, Metazoa, Chordata, Aves, Galliformes, Phasianidae. Gene Ontology annotation, cellular component: synapse. The record is from RefSeq and is a predicted model, not a curated record. The coding region runs from base 1 to 939 and encodes 312 amino acids. Gene Ontology annotation, biological process: chemical synaptic transmission. The transcript has 5 exons.
AUGGGUCAGGACCAGACAAAGCAACAGAUAGAAAAAGGACUCCAUCUCUACCAGUCUAAUCAGACUGAAAAGGCUCUGCAAGUCUGGAUGAGGGUUUUGGAGAAGUCUGCGGAUCCUGCUGGCAGGUUUCGCGUUUUGGGUUGCCUCAUCACUGCUCAUGCAGAGAUGGGCAGAUACAAAGAUAUGCUGAAGUUCGCAGUGGUACAGAUUGACACAGCACGGGAGCUGGAAGACCCAAAUUACCUUACAGAGGGCUAUCUAAACCUGGCUCGCAGCAAUGAGAAACUCUGUGAAUUCCAGAAAACAAUAUCUUACUGUAAGACAUGCUUGAACAUGCAGGGUACUACUGUGAGCCCGCAGCUGAAUGGCCAGGUGAGCCUCAGCAUGGGCAAUGCCUUCCUGGGCCUCAGCAUUUUCCAGAAGGCUUUGGAGUGCUUUGAAAAAGCUUUACGCUAUGCACACAACAAUGACGACAAGAUGCUGGAGUGUCGAGUCUGCUGUAGCCUUGGGAACUUCUAUGCCCAGAUAAAGGACUAUGAGAAAGCUUUGUUCUUCCCAUGUAAAGCAGCAGAGCUGGUGAAUGACUAUGGAGCAGGCUGGAGCUUGAAGUACCGUGCAAUGAGCCAGUAUCACAUGGCAGUGGCCUACCGGAAGCUGGGGCGCUUGGCAGACGCUAUGGACUGCUGUGAGGAGUCCAUGAAGAUUGCCCUUCAGCAUGGUGACCGGCCUCUGCAGGCACUGUGUCUGGUGUGCUUUGCUGAUAUCCAUCGCAGUCGCAGAGAUGUGCAGACAGCCUUUCCCCGGUAUGAUUCUGCCAUGAGCAUCAUGACAGAGAUUGGAAACCGCCUGGGUCAGAUCCAGGUGCUGCUAGGAGUGGCUAAGUGCUGGAUGAUCCAGAAGGAGCUGGACAAGGUCAGUAACAAACUUGUUUCUGCAUAA